Molecule: messenger RNA, 927 nt
Organism: Anopheles arabiensis
Lineage: Eukaryota; Metazoa; Arthropoda; Insecta; Diptera; Culicidae
Product: fatty acid hydroxylase domain-containing protein 2-like
Exons: 3
Coding region: 1-927 (308 amino acids)
Biological process (GO): sterol biosynthetic process
Molecular function (GO): C-4 methylsterol oxidase activity; iron ion binding
Source: RefSeq, a predicted model, not a curated record
AUGGAGUACGCAACAAACCUUUCGGAAACGCAUCUAGAAGUGGCCCCGUUGACGCUGGCAAACAUGUCAACGAGUGGAUCACCGACGAUCGCUUUCAACUACCUUGAACGCACGUGGAACAGCCUGCUUGAUGUGAUAGGUGAUGAUCCCGAUGUGCUGUACGUAUGGUUUCUUACCGCCUACGUGUACGGUCUGUUCUGGAUCGUGGGCCUGGCGUUCGUCACGAUGGACCUAACCGGGCGGCCACAGUGCCUGCGGAGGUACAAAAUACAGCCGGGCAAGAAUGAGCCUCUGGCGUGGAAACGGUUCAAGCAGCUCGUCCUGACCGUGCUGCGCAAUCAGCUCCUGUACGGCAUACCGACCAGCUACUUAGUGUUUCACAGUCGCAAACUGUGGAUGACCGACGAUGUACCCCCGGUGCGGAUACUUCCUCCGCUCUGCACCAUCGCACAGGACCUGCUCGUGUGUAUCCUGUGCUGGGAGAUCGGUUACUACUACACGCACCGAUUGCUGCACAGCCGGCUGCUGUACCGACACUUCCACAAGCAGCACCACGAGUGGGGUGCACCGGUUGCGCUGGCCGCGAUGUACUCCCAUCCGGUGGAGUUUGUCCUGAGCGACCUGCUGCCCGUGUAUGCCGGGCCGGCAAUAAUGCGCAGUCACGUCUUCACGAUCCUGAUUUGGUUCACGUACGUAACGAUCGACACCCUGGCCGACCAUUCCGACUACCAUCUGCCGUUUCUGGCCAGCUCCGAGUUUCAUGACUACCAUCAUCUGAACUUUAACCAGUGUUACGGCAACUUUGGACUGUGGGACAUCGUGCACGGUACGGCGGACGAGUUUCUGAAGAAAAAACAAUUCCGACGACACCGUCGGCUGUUCACCCUACGGUCGGCCCGGGAAUGGAUUCCGGAUAAGGAGACGUAG